UUAGAUUGAUGGAUAACCCGGGCCAAGUAGGCCACUAGUGUAAGCCUUUUCUUUUUCUCUCUCUAAAUGCUAGUGGCUCUAUCCUACUAGAUGCAUUUCCAUUUUCCACACGCUUUUAACCUCUUUGAGUCUUGAGGUCACAUUCGCAUAACAUGUUAGCAGCUAAGCACACAAAGCAAAUUCAGAGAUGGAUAAACAAGCCACCCAACAAAAUUCAUCCCUCCUCCUCCUCAACAAUAACAAUAACAACACAGAAGAGGUCUCCCCCAAAAAACCUCUAGGAAGUGGAGGCGGUGGCAACGGUGGUGGUGUCGGUAGUGGUAACAACGAUAGGUUAAAACGAGACGAAUGGAGCGAAGCUGCAGUUUCGAGCCUCCUUGAAGCUUAUGAAACGAAAUGGAUACUAAGAAACAGAGCGAAACUCAAGGGAAAAGAUUGGGAAGACGUAGCAACGUAUGUCUCGGCUCGAGCAAACACGAGCAGGCCACCAAAGACGCAGACACAGUGCAAGAACAAGAUUGAAUCCAUGAAGAAACGGUACCGAUCCGAGUCUGUCAUGGCUGAUGCCUCUUCUUGGCCAUUGUAUCCACGGCUUGAUCUUUUGCUACGUGGAAGUGCUCCUCCUCCUCCUCCUCCUCCUCUGCCUCUGCCUCAGCCACCAGCUUCGCCUCCUUCCAACCCUCCUCCUCCUUUGAUUCUACUGGAACCAGCAGUACUGCCAGCACCACCACAGCCACAGCUACCGCCACCGCCACCGCCACCGCCUACGCCUAUGGUUCCGUCGCUGCCGGUUGGAGUUGCACAAAAUUCUAAUGGCUCCAAUGGCGUUGAUCGGGUGCCCAAGGAAGAUGGAUGCAGAACCAAAGUUUUCGAUAAUGUAUCCGACAAGAAUGCCAUUGAGACAGACAGUAGCACACCAGAACUCUACAAUGACAAGAGGAUGAACUCGAAAAAUUUGAAUAAGAGAACAGAAAAGAAGAAGAAGAGGCCGAGGAGGGAAGAUUUGGAGAUAGGAGAGAGCGUCCGGUGGCUAGCAGAAGUGGUGGUGAGGUCGGAGCAAGCACGAAUGGAGACGAUGAAGGAGUUGGAGAAGAUGAGGGUCGAGGCAGAGGCAAAGAGAAGGGAAAUGGAUCUCAAGAGAACUGAGAUCAUUGCUAAUACACAGUUGGAGAUUGCUAGGCUCUUUGCUGGCUCUGGCAAAGGUGUUGAUUCUUCCCUGAGAAUUGGAAGAAGUUGAUGAUCAUUGAGAAACAAAUUAUAUGUAUAACCUUAUGUAAUAACUUUAGAGAGUGUGACGGAAACUUAGGGAGAUGAAAGGGUAGGGUAGCACAGAUGGGAAGACCUUAUGAGCUAAUAUUAGGUUGAGAUUGAAAUUUCGAGUCUCACCAGAGAUGUUUUGAUCGAUCUGAAGUAGAUGAUUAAUGGACGGUUAUGCAUCCCAAGUUAAUGUAAUAGUCACGUGUUCAAAUGACGUCAUUGAGAUAGUACUUGAUUUUUAAGGAGGAAAAAAAGGUAAGAGAGAUUUAACAUGCAAGGUG
Messenger RNA from Ilex paraguariensis (yerba mate), 1538 nucleotides. The record is from the annotation of a GenBank genome assembly. Lineage: Eukaryota; Viridiplantae; Streptophyta; Magnoliopsida; Aquifoliales; Aquifoliaceae.